UGUACCAGGAAGAAAAGUAAGAUGGCGUCAGGCAGCAAACAAGCGAAAAAUCUUGGUGCUAUGUUCAGACAAAUACAUGGAGUCCUAGUUACGCCAAAAUUAGCAGUUGUUGACAAGAAGACAAUAGAAAAGUCUUGGAAGAUGAUGGACAAAGUUGUAAAACUGUGCCAGCAUCCAAAAAUGAACUUACGUAAUAGUCCCCCGUUUAUUUUGGACAUUUUGCCUGACACAUACCAACAUUUAAGAACUAUUUGUAACAAGCACGACGAAAAAUUACAGUCAUUAAACGAAUGUGAAUACUUCAGGACUUUCAUCGAGAACUUGCUAAAUAAGUGCAAAAAUACUAUUAAACUAUUUAGGGAUGGAAAAGAUAAAAUGUAUGAUGAGAAUUCACACUACCGAAGAAAUCUCACAAAAUUAAGCCUUGUUUUUUCUCAUAUGCUGGCAGAAUUAAAAGCUAUCUACCCAAGUGGUACGUUUGCUGGAGAAAAUUUCAGAAUAACCAAAGGAGAUGCUGCUGACUGGUGGAAGAAAUCUUUUGGUGACAAAAUUAUUAUUCCUUGGAAAGAGUUUAAAAGUACUCUACAUGAAACACAUCCAAUAGGUUCGCCACUUGAAGCCAUGGCUCUCAAGUCAACCAUUGAUCUCACUUGCAAUGAUUUUAUAUCUGUUUUUGAAUUUGAUGUGUUUUGUCGGCUGUUUCAACCAUGGGUUAAUCUUCUUCGCAACUGGAAUGUAUUAGCAGUAGCACAUCCUGGAUAUGUAGCUUUUUUAACAUAUGAUGAAGUUAAAGCUAGAUUGCAGAAAUAUAUUAGUAAACCUGGGAGCUAUGUGUUUAGGUUAAGCUGUACAAGAUUAGGACAGUGGGCUAUAGGCUAUGUAACAACUGAUAGGCAGAUACUUCAAACUAUACCACAAAAUAAGUCUCUUUGUCAAGCUCUUUUGGAUGGUCAAAGAGAAGGAUUCUUUUUAUAUCCUGAUGGCCGCAUUCUUAAUCCUGACCUUAGUUUCCUUGUUGCUGAUAGCGAAGAGGAUCAUAUUCGUGUAACACAGGAACAAUAUGAGCUCUAUUGUGAGAUGGGCUCAACAUUUCAACAAUGCAAAAUUUGUGCUGAAAAUGAUAAAGACAUUAGAUUAGAACCUUGUGGGCAUUUAUUGUGUACACCAUGUUUAACUCAAUGGCAGGAUUCUGAUGGUCAAGGAUGUCCAUGGUGCCGAUGUGAAAUAAAAGGUACAGAGCAAGUAAUAGUAGACCCAUUUGAUGAAAGGCAAGUUCUGAAGGCAUCCUCUGGUACUAAAACACCAACUCAGGACUUAGAUGAUGAUGAGGAUGGAGGUGGUAUGUCAUCUUUACAUGCUUUAGCAGUAGGAUCCAAACACCAUGAAGGAAAUUCACCUUUUGAGUCUCCUGCUAUGUCUAAACGGCUUGUGCACCAAGCAUCAGAUAUUCCUCCACCUGUACCACCAAGAAGUAUUUCUCCACUACCAUCUCCAGGCACUUCACCUAAGCCACCGAGACGGCAAUUACCACCUACUCCUCCUAAUGAUAAUGUGCAAAAAAGUCCUGAGUCAGCAAAUCUUGUAGCAAAACCAACUUUCAACACAAAUAAUUCGCUUUCAGGUAUAUCAUAUGCAGAGCUUCGUUAUGAUGUCACUACACAGGACAAUGAUCCUUCAUCACCUUCAUCUGCAUCACAAUCAGCAGAGAGUGUGUAUGAUCGACCUUUACCUGGGACUCAUCCUGCAGGAACUGGAGCUGCAGGCCAUGAAGAUAAACCCAAUUUAUACAGAUUAAAUAGUGACUAUGCUAUCCCACCACCUAGGUCAAAAGCUUACAAAGAAGAUCCACCACCAAACGCCUUAGUACCUCCACCCCGUCAUGAGGGUCUGCGUGAAAAUCAAGACAUUAAUAAAGAGAAUGAUCAGAUAACUUCUAGUAUUAAUGAUAAUCAUGUCGACACUCUUGUUGCUAUGGGCUAUGGAAGGAUACAAGUGAUUGAUGCACUCAGGGUUGCAAGAAACAACAUUAAAAUGGCAGAAGAAAUCCUAGAAACUUUUGUAAAACAAAAUAAUGUUUAAUUAUAUAUUCACAGUUUUGUAACAAUAAAGCACACAUAUUGUUCUAUAUCUUAAUAAAGAUAUGUAUAUAAUGCACUUAGAUAAUUAAUUAUUCUUGAUGAUAGAUUUGCAAUAUGUUCACUUAUUAUACUGUUGUUAGUUUUCUUGUAUGAUGGUCCUAAAAUAGGUAACUUAAUAUUCUUAUUGAUUAUGACUGUUUUUACAGUUGUAACAAAGUAGCUGCUCUGCCUUUGUAAAUAUUAUAAAUACUAUUUAAAACGUGCAUUAAUUACAACAUAAAUCAAUAUUUUGCAAUGCCAUCCUAUCUUUCCAGAAUUUUAGCUGCAAGAUCAUUUAGUUUUGGUUUUUAUCCAUAAAAUUUUGUCUGAAAAGAUCAACAUACAAAAUGGUUAAUUUUGAUUUAGUAAAUAUUUAUAUAAUUUGAGACCUAUAUUUUUAAAGAAUUAUUUAUUUAGACAGUUUAUUAUGCUAGGAGUAGUUUAAAAAAUAAAAUUUUCAUUGUCUUCUGUAACUUGAGAUGCAAUUCUAAUUGUCUUUUCUAAAACAAAAAUUUCAAAUUCACCUUUCUCUUAGCAGAUUUUUAAAAUGAUUUAGUUCACUGAAUAUAGUAGUCUUACCUGUGCAAAGCUUGUUUCUUGAUUUUUUUGCUUUUAAAACAUGCCGCUGAUAGGUUUCUAAUAACUGCCCAUGUAAUUUGGUAUAGCUUACAGAGGGUUUGAAAACGAAUUUAGUUAUAGUUCUUACUUGUAAUAGGAAGGAAUGCUUGUAUUGAAAACAAAAUCUGGACGUGGCCUUAUUUAAAUGUACAUCAUUACAAAACAUAACUGAAUAUAUAGUAUGAUUUCUUUUAACAACUUAAGUUAACCAACUUUCUUUUGAAAUGUUUCUUCAACCUACUGGGUUUUUUGUAAAGUUAGCAGAUAGUAAUUUUUUUAGUAAAGUUCAUUUUCCAAAACUGGUGUUUUUCAUCCAUGGAUUUAUUUCUACAGCUCAGUUUGCAUGUAUAUAAUUGUAUAUACAAUUGUGAGUACAGUAAUACCCUAGUUUGCAUCAUUUCAGACAUUGUUUUGUUAGCAUUUUCUGUGUAUUUAGAGUAAUUUUGGUGCAAAAACAGUUCACAAGUUAGAUAUGUUCUGUGCAACAUUCCUUAAGCAAAACUGCAGAAUGUGAUAUAUAAAACUUUCCUUGACUUGAAAAAAUAAAUGAUCAAAAUAAGAUACUUUUUUAGGAAAAGUUUAUAAUUAAAUACUCAAUACUUUGUUCAAUCUUUUUAAUUAACUUUAUCGUGUUUAUUUAGGUUUGUUUUGGUAGAAUUGUUGUCAAACAUAAUUUACUUUGAACACUAGAUAAAUAAAAAUGAUCAUAUAUUUUAUUCAGCCUUAUAAAAUUUGUAAAAAAAAAAAAAAAUUCAUUUGCAAGUAUUUUCAUUGUGUGGAUAAUUUAAAUGUUUGACCUACAAAAGGGUAUUACUGUACAUCUCAAAUUAUUUAGAUACCACCAGACAACUUAAAAUUCGAUUUCAUAUUUCAUUAAGUUUAUAUUUUAAGUGGAAAGAUAUUGCCCUUUUUUAAUCAAGUGAAAUUAUCAAAUCUUUUGAACUGGUAUUAUUUAAUCAAUUUUUAUCUUCUUUCAUCCAGGUGUUUUUAUUCUUGGAUAUAAAAUUAUUAAUACUGAAAAAUAAGAGGGGUGGGAAAUUUUACAUAUCAUAGCAUACAUUGUUUUGAUUUUAACUUUAAAGUUAUCCUUGAUUAAAAUUAAAGAUAUGGUAUUGUAAUAUUUCUGUGAUUUUUUUAAAUUUUAUUUUAAUCCCCUGUGCUUAAACUAAAAAUUAAACAUGUAUGGAAAACAGUU
Messenger RNA from Physella acuta, 3930 nucleotides. Its product is annotated as E3 ubiquitin-protein ligase CBL. Gene Ontology annotation, biological process: negative regulation of epidermal growth factor-activated receptor activity; cell surface receptor signaling pathway. Gene Ontology annotation, molecular function: receptor tyrosine kinase binding; SH3 domain binding; phosphotyrosine residue binding. Gene Ontology annotation, cellular component: plasma membrane; membrane raft. The record is from RefSeq and is a predicted model, not a curated record. NCBI's taxonomy places the organism in Eukaryota, Metazoa, Mollusca, Gastropoda, Physidae.